AUGAAUAAUAAUGAUAAUCAGUUUGAUAUAUACGAUGAACUUAUGUCCAACGAUUGGAAUCACAGUCGAGCUGAGAGUGGAGAUGGUCUCGUUCGAUACGAUCAACCGCCGAGCUACGAAACAUUCAUUCGAGAAUGUUUUUUAAAGAAUCGACCAGCACUUUUCACGGCAAAGUGUGGUCUUAUGAACGACUGGCCAUGUCUUACCGAAUGGCUAACUGAAGACCGAACAAGGCCGAAUUUCGAUCGUCUCGUACAACUGUACGGAUCCAUGAUCGUACCCGUAACAAAAUGUGCAUCGAAUUUAACCGAAUACGGUUCCGAUGAAAAUAAAUCAACAAUGCGUUUCGAUGAAUUCGUACAACUUUGGCGUGAUACGACUACCGCUGCAGAAUACUACUGUAAAGAUUGGCUUUUGCAGAAAAUGUCCGAUGAAACAAAACCAUUAUUUUACUCGAUUCCCGUUUAUUUUCAAUCCGAUUGGUUGAAUGAAAAAUGUUUAGUAAAUAACGAAGAUGAUUUUCGUUUCGUUUACAUGGGUGGUGAUGGCACAAAUACACCUUUACACAUGGACGUUCUUGGAACAUAUUCCUGGUCAGCAAAUAUCUGUGGGCAAAAACGAUGGCGAUUCAGUAAACCUUAUUCCAUCGAAUUUAUUCAGGAACCUGGUGAGAUUCUAUUCGUACCAUCUGAAUGGUAUCACGACGUCACGAAUAUCGGUCAUACAAUAUCAAUUAAUCACAAUUGGUUCAAUGCUUUUAACAUAUUUCGUAUCUGGAAACAUUUGUGCUCUACGCUGGGUGACAUUGAACAACGAAUUGAAGAUUGUCGUGCAAUCAUGAGUGAUACAUGGUACGAACAUUGUCAGUUGAUACUUCAAGCUAACGAAGGUAUGAAUUUUAUUUCGCUUUAUAAACUUUUACACACAAUUGCUCAAAAACGACUGGAAGAAGAUCAGAGAUCAAAACAUGCAAAAUUUGAUCUCUGGAUAAUUGAACGUUUGGUACGAACAAUGUUACAAAGUACCCAAUUUUUAUCUUCAUGCGAUUUUGAUACAUUGCCUCAACGACCAAAAAAAUUACUUCAACAGAUUCAUUCGUGUAUUGAAAAACAAAAUCAGUAA
Molecule: messenger RNA, 1122 nt
Organism: Adineta ricciae
Lineage: Eukaryota; Metazoa; Rotifera; Eurotatoria; Adinetida; Adinetidae
Source: the annotation of a GenBank genome assembly